AUGAGCUACCAAUAAUAGAAUUUAAGCUAAAGCAAUUACUAUAAUUCUUAGUACUCUAAUUUAUCCAAUAAUUAAAUGUAAGAUCUAUAUUCAACACACUCAGAUCCUUAUAACUACCCACCUAUGAAUAGAAAAGACUUAAUGAAUUUACAAACCAUUUAACCUUAUGAAAAUGGUUUUUAUCACAUUAAAAAUGAAACUGUAAGGGACUACAACUUGAACACAAAAGAUAUAAGGGGAGCAUAGCCAAAAUUCAAAAUUUAAGAACUAAAUAAACCUGAUUUAUUUAAUGUUAAUGAUAUUGAUGGAGCUGUACCAAGACCUCAUAUUUAAUUUACAUAAUACAAUAAAGUUAGUCACAUACUAGAUCAUGAUGAUAUAAAAGGCUCUCAUCCUAAUAUUAAUAAAUUUUAUACUAAGAGAGAACCUUUCAAUCCCUUAGAGCCAUAAUAUAAGUUGCAAGAAGCUUAGUAAAUAAUUACAGAUCCUCCAAAAUUCUUGAGAGACACACUAUACAUAGAUGAUAUUGAUGGCACGAGAGCAAAAAAAUAAGUAUUAGCAUAUGAUAAAAAUUUACCUGAAAUAGAAGGUGCAUAAUCUAAAAAAAAAUUCUUACCUAAAGACUACGUUGAUUCAUUAGAUGUAAGAGAUAUAAAUUUGAAAAAAUAGAUAGAAUUAUCUAGAUGUGUAAAUCCACUUAAUCCUACAUAUAAAUGGUAAUAUGAUGAAGCUAAUCUUUAAAGUUAGGUACUAGGGGCCGUUGAUGGAUCAAAUUCAAGAUAGCUUCAUAAAGAAUUGAAAUAUCCAUUUGAUAAAUAUUCUUCUACCGACAUUUAAGGUGCAUAAGCUAGCUCUUUGAUUAAAAAAUAUAACAUGAAUCAUAGAUAUGCCUACAGUAACUAAGAUAUAGAAGGAACACAGCCAGGUACUAAAAAGAUGGGUAUCUAAACCAAUAGAUGUCUUAAUCCUCUUCGUCCAGAUUAUCAAUUUUUAGGAAGAACAGAGGCUGAUAAUGCAUACGGUGGCUUUUAAUUUGAAAAUUAAAAAAAACAGAAUUAAAAUUACCCAAGAAGUUAAUUAGCUGCAUCAGCUUCAUAAAAUUUGAUUAGGACUAACUAGAAUGUUAUGCCAUAAAUUUAGCAAUAACUACCACUAUCCUAAAGCUAAUCUGUUUCCUAAAUCAAUCAUAGAGAAGUGAAUUAAAUCCAAGCUUCCUAGCAGUAACCAUUAAAUCAACUGAGACAAAAUUAAUAAUAUUAGUAGCAGUAAUAAUAAUAGUAGUAGUAAUAUAUCCCUUCUAAUGGCUAUAAUAAUUAAUAGCAACAGUUUUAAGACUAUGACAAUUAAUAGUAUAAUUAGCAAAUAGAUUAUUAAUUACAACAAAAUUAAAUUCCCUAAGUGUAUUACUAAAGUUAGAAUAACAAUUAGUAAGGUUAUUAGAAUAAUAAUUAUUAAGUAAAUUAGAAUAACAACUUAUAAGCAAAUUAAAAUUACAACUAAUAAGGAAAUCAUCAAAUUAACUAGUAAAAUUAACAAGCUUAUUAAGUUUAGAAUGGUCAAUAUUAUAAUUGA
Tetrahymena thermophila SB210 is the source of this 1572-nucleotide messenger RNA. RefSeq lists its product as hypothetical. Lineage: Eukaryota; Ciliophora; Oligohymenophorea; Hymenostomatida; Tetrahymenidae. The transcript is spliced from 7 exons. The record is from RefSeq and is a predicted model, not a curated record.